Molecule: messenger RNA, 2956 nt
Organism: Medicago truncatula (barrel medic)
Lineage: Eukaryota; Viridiplantae; Streptophyta; Magnoliopsida; Fabales; Fabaceae
Product: receptor-like protein 32
Exons: 2
Coding region: 348-2876 (842 amino acids)
Molecular function (GO): protein binding
Source: RefSeq, a predicted model, not a curated record
UACAAACUAUGCUUGUCUGGAACAACCUCAGAAAACAUCAACAUGGAAAAUUGAGACAAAUUGUUGUUCAUGGCAUGGUGUCACGUGCGACGCUGUCUCUGGUCGCGUGAUUGGUCUCGACCUUGGCUGUGAAUGCCUUCAAGUUUGGUGGAUUUAAGAGUCUUACACAUCUUGACUUGUCUUCGUGUAACUUUCAAGGCGAAGUUCCUCCUCAAAUCUCAUACCUUUUGCAAUUAACAUCACUUCGUCUUUCUAAAAAUGACGAGUUAAGUUGGAAAGAAACCACUUUGAAGAGACUUGUGCAAAACGCAACAAUUUUGCAAGAGUUAUAUUUGGAUGAAACAGAUAUGACUUCAAUCAACCCAAACUUGUUGAAUUCGAUCUUCAAUAAAUCUUCCUCUUUGAUUAGUCUUAGUCUUCAAAGAACAGGAUUAAGUGGAAAUUGGAAAAAUAACAUUCUUUGUUUACCAAAUAUUCAAGAGCUAGAUAUGUCAAAGAAUGAUAACCUUGAAGGUCAACUUCCAGAUUUGAGCUGUAGCACUUCUCUUAGAAUCUUGGAUCUUUCAUAUUGUCUAUUCAAAGGGCCAAUUCCUCUUUCUUUCUCUAACCUCACAUAUUUUACUUCCCUAAGUCUCAUAGAGAACAACCUUAAUGGUUCAAUCCCAUCCUUUCUUUUAAUCCUUCCAAAUCUAACAUUUUUGUCUCUCAAAGAUAAUUCACUCAUAAGCGGUCUAAUUCCGAAUGUAUUUCCCGAAUCAAAUAGAUUUCAAGAACUAGAUUUGAGCGGUAACAAAAUUGGAGGUGAUCUUCCAACAUCACUUUCAAACCUUCAACAUCUCGUUAAUUUAGACCUGUCAUCCAAUUCAUUCAGUGGUCAAAUUCCAGACGUGUUUUACAAACUAACCAAAUUACAAGAACUCCGUCUAGAUAAUAAUAGACUAGACGGACAAAUCCCGCCAUCAUUGUUUAACUUGUCUCAACUUGAUUACUUUGAUUGUUCUUAUAAUAAAUUAAAGGGUCCUCUACCCAACAAAAUAACAGGGUUUCAAAACUUAGGUUAUUUACUAUUAAAUAACAAUUUACUAAGUGGAAAAAUUCCUUCAUGGUGUUUAUCCAUACCAUCUUUGACAAUGUUGGAUCUAUCAAAUAAUCAGUUUACUGGAAAUAUAAGUGCAGUCUCAUCAUAUUCUUUGUGGUAUCUAAAACUAUGCAGCAACAAGCUACAAGGCGAUAUUCCUGAAUCUAUUUUCAACCUUGUAAACCUAACUACACUAUGCCUGUCAUCAAACAACUUGAGUGGUAUUGUCAAUUUUAAAUACUUUUCCAAACUUCAAAAUUUGAAUUCUCUGUCCCUUUCACAUAAUAGUCAAUUAUCACCGAACUUUGAAUCCAAUGUCAGUUACAAUUUUUCUAUCCUGUCAAUCUUGGAAUUGUCUUCUGUCGGUUUGAUUGGAUUUUCAAAAUUAUCAUCAGGAAAAUUCCCUAGUUUGAGAUAUCUUGAUUUGUCCAACAACAAACUUUAUGGAAGAGUGCCCAAUUGGUUGCUUGAAAUAGAUUCAUUACAAUUUUUAGGCCUGUCUCAUAACUUGUUUACAUCGAUGGACCAAUUCUCGAGUAAUCACUGGCACGACCUAUAUGGUCUUGAUCUUAGUUUUAACUUAUUAGCCGGUGACAUCUCUUCGUCAAUUUGCAAUAGAACUUCACUUCAAUUGCUCAACUUGGCACACAACAAAUUGACAGGCACCAUUCCACAUUGUCUUGCAAACUUAUCAUCCCUUCAAGUUUUGGAUUUACAAAUGAACAAAUUUUAUGGCACUUUACCAAGUAACUUUUCAAAGUACUGUGACCUUCGUACUCUGAAUUUCAACGGAAACCUAUUAGAAGGCCUUUUGCCUAAAUCUUUGUCCAACUGUGAAUACCUAGAGGCUUUAAAUCUUGGAGGCAACAAAAUUAAAGACUAUUUUCCAUCCUGGCUUCAAACUAUGCAAUAUUUGGAAGUACUGGUUUUGCGAGAGAAUAAUUUGUAUGGUCCUAUUGCCGGUGUAAAUAUCAAGCAUCCAUUUCCUAGUUUAAUUAUUUUUGAUAUUUCAUCCAAUAACUUCAGUGGCCCACUACCAAAAGCCUACAUACAAAAUUUUAAGGCCAUGAAAAAUGUUAUUCAAGUUGGAGAAGGUAGUAGCUCUCAAUACAUGGAAAGGAUGGAAGUAGGUGAUAUGACAUACUAUGAUUCUGUGACUAUGACAGUGAAAGGAAACAGCAUUGUGAUGGUGAAAAUUCCAAUAGUCUUUGUGAACAUUGAUUUUUCUCAUAACAAUUUUGAAGGAGAGAUUCUGAAUGUUAUUGGGGAGCUUCACUCACUCAAAGGGCUUAACCUUUCCCAUAACAGACUCACCGGUCCUAUUCCUCAAUCCGUAGGAAACUUGUCAAACAUGGAAUCAUUGGAUCUUUCGUCAAAUAUACUCACUGGUGUAAUUCCUUCAGAAUUAAUCAAUCUGAACGGUAUUGGAGUAUUGAAUCUUUCUCAUAACCAUCUAGUGGGAGAAAUACCUCAAGGAAAACAGUUCAAUACAUUUUCCAAUGACUCAUAUGAAGGAAACUUGGGAUUAUGCGGAUUUCCCUUGUCAAAGAAAUGUGAACCUGAACAACAUUCUCCGCUUCCACCCAACAACCUUUGGAGUGAAGAGAAAUUUGGAUUUGGAUGGAAACCAGUGGCUAUUGGAUAUGGAUGUGGAAUGGUUAUUGGAAUAGGCCUUGGAUGUUUUGUGUUGUUAACCGGAAAGCCUAGAUGGCUUGUGAUGAUGGUUGGAGGUCAACCUAAGCAAAGAGUUACAAGGAGGAUAAGAGUGAGGAGAAUUCAUGGCUCAACCAUGAAUUAGAUGGUGCAGAUGUGAUAGUUUUAUUGUUCUGAUUAUUUUCUCUUCUGUGUUAGUUUUUCCUUUUGUGAAGAAAAAAAAAA